AUGGCCGCGCGCCUUCUCCGCCUUCUCCUCUGCCUCCUGCUACCAGGUGCCUUGCUCUCGGAUGCCGCCAAAAUCCUGACUGUGUCCUUGGUGGGGGGAAGCCAUUAUCUGCUGAUGGACCACGUGUCUCGGAUUCUUCAAGAUCAUGGUCAUAAUGUGACCAUGGUGAAACAGGAAGGACUUUCUUUGUUAUCAGAUUAUAAAGAAGAAAAGAAAACAUACCAACUUCUCAAGUGGUUCCUACAUGAAGAUUUUAAAAAAAAAUAUACAGAGUAUUUUAAUUUUUUCAUUGAAGAAUCUUUGCAUGGCAGAGCAACAUUUGAAAUCUUUUUAAAAUUCAUAGAACACCUUGCCACCCAGUGCAGUCACUUGCUGAGGAGCCGCGAUAUGAUAGAUCACUUAACAAAGGAGAACUUCGAUCUGAUCGUAAUAGAAGUUUUUGAUUACUGUCCUUUGCUGAUUACUGAGAAACUCGGGAAACCGUUUGUAUCCAUUCUUUCUUCGACAUUUGGAGUUUUGGAGUUUGGGCUCCCCACCCCUGUGGCUUAUGUUCCAGUAUUCCGUUCUUUGUUGCCGGACCGCAUGGACUUCUGGGGCCGAGUGAAGAACCUACUGCUGUUCUUAGAUUUUCAGAGGAAGCAGUGGCAACUCCGCUCAACGUUUGACAACACCAUUAGGGAGCAUUUCCCAGAAGGCUCUAGACCAGUGUUAUCUCAUCUUCUAGGGAAAGCAGAGUUAUGGUUUGUUAACUCUGACUUUGCCUUUGAUUUUGCUCGGCCCCUACAUCCUAAUACCAUUUAUGUUGGAGGCUUAAUGGCCAAACCCGUUAAACCAAUACCACAGUCCUCUCCAGCAGUUCCCCUAGCAGUCCAUGGUAUUUUCAAUAGU
Molecule: messenger RNA, 888 nt
Organism: Elephantulus edwardii (Cape elephant shrew)
Lineage: Eukaryota; Metazoa; Chordata; Mammalia; Macroscelidea; Macroscelididae
Gene: UGT3A2
Product: UDP glycosyltransferase 3 family, polypeptide A2
Exons: 5
Molecular function (GO): UDP-glycosyltransferase activity
Source: RefSeq, a predicted model, not a curated record